Messenger RNA from Cloeon dipterum, 981 nucleotides. RefSeq lists its product as uncharacterized. The transcript has 4 exons. The record is from RefSeq and is a predicted model, not a curated record. NCBI's taxonomy places the organism in Eukaryota, Metazoa, Arthropoda, Insecta, Ephemeroptera, Baetidae. Bases 154 to 828 code for a protein of 224 amino acids.
GAGAUGUUAAAAGAGCGGGAUUGUAAGGCUUAUUCACAAUAAUAAUUCCGUUAACGCAAUGGAAUGAACAUAGAUUUUGUUGUCAUUCGACUGAUUGGCACAACCGAAGGGUUUCUAUAGCUUUUGAAUUGGUCGAAGAAGUCCGUCAAUGCAAUGUUUCAGGAGCUACCCAAGAGUGUUGAAAGAGCUGAAGAGUUUUUCAGAAAUUACAAGGAAAAUUUCCACAUGAGACAAAUCAUACAGGCUGAGGAAAAUGCCUACAAUUUUGCAGAUUCAAUUCAGCAAGCACUCGCGACACUUUCAUCGCAAUUGAACGAGAAAAAUGUUGAACUUGAGGAGACAGUGUCUGCUAUUCAGGAUGCAAAAAGAAGAAGGAAAAUACUAACUGAACAGUUGAAGGAAGCAAGCCUUGAGGACAGGAGAGCAUUAGAGAAUAAAUUGUGUGCUGUUGAAGAAGUGCGCAAGGACCUCGAAAAGGAAAAACAAGCCCUUGUGAUGCACUUUGAAGACAAAAAGAUGUGCAUUAAAAACAGGAAUGUCAUUGAUCAAAUUGAUGCUCUGCGAGUUCCAAAAUCUCUGUUUUCUCACUAUCUCCAGCUGAGUAUUUCCACUACAGAUCAUAACCAUCAAGUUCUUUUGAAGUUUCCCUACAGAGAUGGCCAGCAAUCAUUGCAGAUUAUAUUUGACACUGAGAAGCGGAUUGUGUGUGAGCCGCAAACUGAAAUAUCGAAAUUUUCGAAAGAGUUGAACAAAGAGGGUAAUGUCACAAUGUUCUUGUUCAAAGUUUGGAAAUAUUUGAGAUCGAAAGAGAAAUCUCAGCUCAACUAAUUCUCAUGUGUACAUGAUAUAAUUAAAGCCUUAAAUCUCUAUCAGCUCUGAUCUUGGUGUACCUAGGUCUACUUCUGGUCCUUUUUAACAACUCUUAUGUAAAUAGAUAAAUAGAGGAAUUAAAAAUAUUAUUUAGUUAUGUAUACCAAGCAA